This is a messenger RNA of Racocetra persica, 139 nucleotides long. The record is from the annotation of a GenBank genome assembly. NCBI's taxonomy places the organism in Eukaryota, Fungi, Glomeromycota, Glomeromycetes, Diversisporales, Gigasporaceae.
GAAUGUCCUUCUAUUCCAACUAAAAUUAAAGAAAUAAUUAUAAGUCGUCAACAUUUUCUUGAAAAUGAACAAUUUACUCUCAUUCUUCGAUAUGUAGUUGAUGCGAUUACAAAACUUGAAUCUAAUAAUAUAACUUUAG